Coregonus clupeaformis (lake whitefish) is the source of this 1673-nucleotide messenger RNA. Its product is annotated as nectin-3-like. The record is from RefSeq and is a predicted model, not a curated record. Gene Ontology annotation, cellular component: adherens junction. NCBI's taxonomy places the organism in Eukaryota, Metazoa, Chordata, Actinopteri, Salmoniformes, Salmonidae. Bases 174 to 1172 code for a protein of 332 amino acids. The transcript has 9 exons. Gene Ontology annotation, biological process: homophilic cell-cell adhesion; heterophilic cell-cell adhesion.
CUGUCUCAUCCAUGAUCCACCCCAUGUUGCAAUAGCUGCUGUGGCUUACUCAAUAACUGUUUCCUACAGGAGCAGCAGGACAUUUGUCUGUCAGCACAAACAGCAAAAAACAAAUGUCUCAGCUACUUCAGCAGAGGAACUUACAUUCAUCACAGCAAUGAGAAGAGCAAAGCAUGUUACAGAAGCUGUGCUGUGUGAUUCUACUCAUCAUCCAGAGGGACACAGAAAGUAUACGGGUGAUUGGAGGAUGUAGGACUGUGGUACAGAGGGAGGAUGUGGACUUAUCCUGCAGACUGAUAGAGACAACCAAGGAGCUCAAACACAUAACAUGGCAGAAAAGUACUCGGGAAGAAAAACAGAAACAUAAUUUUAUGCAGAUUUAUCCCAAUGGGGUUACUACAUUUAUUGCACCAAAUGGAUUGAAAGGUAGAGUCCAGUUUAUUGGAAACCCAUCAGAAAACCUUGGAUCUAUUAGAAUAACAGCUGUCAGACUGUUGGAUGAAGGCACCUUCACAUGUAUCUUCAGUUUUUUCCCCAGUGGAGCAUACAAUAUAGAGAUACCUCUCACUGUGCUUGUUCCUCCAGUGGUGAGUGUGACAGUCAAUGUUCCUCUUGUAAUUGAGGAAAAUUACAUUGUCUUGGCAACCUGUGUGGCUGCUGGUGCCAAGCCACAGGCGGAGAUGAGGUGGAACACGGGUGCAUUCAGCAGUUUGUUGAGGACGGUGACCAACUCCACCCAGCACGUCAACGGAACCACCACAGUACUCAGCCACCUGCUCGGGGUGCCAACCAGAGCAGCCAAUCACGAGCAGGUCCAGUGUGUGGUCAACCAGUCUGCCCUGGCAACAGAGAAGACCUACAACUACACCAUAGACAUCCACUAUCCACCUCAGGCAGUGAACAUUACCCUUAAUGAGACCUCUCAAACCUCAGUCCUAUGUGUAGCAGAUGGCAACCCACAACCCAACUACACCUGGAGCAGAGUGGGCCAGCCAUGGCCUGGGUCUUCAGUGAGAGCAGAGGGAGACAUACUGCACCUCCUCAGUCUCAGCUCUGAGCUGAAUGGUCUCUAUGUCUGUGAGGCCUCCAACCCCUACGGACGAGCAACUGGCUCCCUCUAUGUACACACAUCCUCUGGCAUUCACCAGUUCCAGGCACCAUCACGGCUCUAAUAAAUCGCCGGACGGAGUGAGGAGACAGAAGUCAUUGUGAAAGGCUAGUAGAGGAGAGUAACGCCCAGUCUCAUGGUCACACUGCCCGAAGAGCACAGCGCCAGUGUAGUCAAUACUUUGAAAGACUCAACUCAGGCUAUUGCCAGUACUAAUCACACAACGUAAUCCAAAGCAGUUAGUAUUUAACAUGACACAUGAGCCAAGUAUUGUGAAAGAAAGCAAUAAAACACCACAUUUGAUCCUUCACAAGAUUAAACGUUAUGUUUUCUUAUUAAACGUAUUACAACAGUACAACAACAUUUAAGGUUCAUUGUAUUUACCUUCACUGUAUUUCUGUGGUUAAUAACAUACGCCAGUGUUCAAUUGUAUAGUGGGUUUCCAGAUAGCGCUUUAAGAUGUGAGUUUGAUUUGCACAGCAUAUCCUAGAUAGAGGGAAAUUACAUGUCCUUGAUUUAGAAAUGUGUCUGUGGUUGUGUGCAUUGGAUGACUUUGCUAUCAGAA